Messenger RNA from Moneuplotes crassus, 353 nucleotides. The record is from the annotation of a GenBank genome assembly. Lineage: Eukaryota; Ciliophora; Spirotrichea; Euplotida; Euplotidae.
AUUUAAAAAACAUGGAGGAAAUCAGAGUGAAACAUAUUUUGCAGAAACACACCUUGUCCAGGAACCCACACGACUCUUACAGAGAUAAGCCAAUCACUAGGUCUAAAGAAGAAGCCAUUGAGAAUAUUGAGAAGAUAAGAGAUGCCAUUAUCAAUGAUGGCAAAUCCUUCGCUGACAUUGCUAGCGAGAUCAGUGAGUGCAGAUCAGCAGCCAAUGGAGGCGACCUUGGCUUCUUCGGUAGAGGAAUGAUGCAAAAAGAAUUUGAAGAUGCUGCUUUCGCCCUCAGCGUUGGAGAAAUCUCUGGUCUUGUAGAUUCAGACUCUGGAAUCCACAUCAUCUUGAGAGAGGAAUAA